UGGAAAGAGACACUGCUGGUGAUAUGCGACCGAUUCGGUAUUUGUAUAAGCCGCUCAUUGGCCAGAAAACGCCGAAGAUGCGUCAGGGGGCCGAGCAAUGCGGGCCGGUCGGUGGCCGCAAAAGAGGCAACGAGAUGACCGCGGAACUCCGCCAGCACUUACAAUGUCCCAGGUUAUCGACAGUAUUCGAUUCGACUCAUUAGCUACGGGUCUGGAAUGCCUCAAAGAUCUAUGCAGGAGCGAUCUCAAAUAGGAAUGAGCCGCGGCAAGACUCGCUCGGCCUGUAAUCGCUGCCAUCAGCAGAAGCUCCGCUGCAUCAAGGCGGCAGAGCAAAGCGUUUGCGAGCGGUGUACAAGGCUUAAGAUCGAAUGCCGUUACAGCCCGCGCGAACGCCGGGUUGGCCGAAGCGGGCGAUGCAGGACCGGUGCUUGGCCUCAACCGAGGAACUUGGCUCCGCUGCCAAUGCCGGACACACAGCAGACUAUUCCCAUCCCGGGGGGUAAUGAGUGCGGUUGGCUGUCCUUCUCCGGUACAGGAGUUAAUAACGCCGAAGGACUGCGUUACCUCGGCUCAGAUGCCAGGUCCCUCGAUGUGUCUACAAGUCAGCCGUACCAGCUCACUGAGACUCUAGACAUGUAUUCAUUCAGCCGCGAUAGUGGCUCAGUGCUACCCAUGAUAUCUGACAAUCAGGCCAUGACGAGCGGGGUGAGAGGUGAUUGCACCUUCGAGCCGCUCGACAUAAACAGCCAGUAUAACGAUGGUCCGAGCUAUGUACUAGGAUAUCCUCUCACGUCAACAACCGGGCGACUAACAAGCUUGAAUAUGGCCCUUUGUGAAUGUGCUAGUAAACUUCCCUCCAUCGAGCCACGCCGUAUAGAGCCAGCAGGAAGUAUUCACAAUACUCAUGUCGCAAGCAACAAUAAAAGAGAGGCCGCUCUCUUCGCGCUCGACGAAUUAUUCUGUGCCACGAACGAAUUCAUCACUAUCAUGAAGAGCCUCUGUUCGCAAGCCAAUGAUAGCGAGAUUCCAAAUCAUCUAACCUGCGCCUCAGCUACAGAAUCUAGUCGUCAGGAGAUGAUGUCCACAGCACACAUCGACGAAGCAACCACGCUACUCUUCUUAUCCUGCCACUGCCGUCUCGCCGACAUCUACGAGUCCAUCUUCAAAGGGAUACGGCGCUGUCUCUCCGGCUCAUACACAGCGACACAUUCGAUAGCCGGUGUCAUCCUGCCCCAGUUGCAGGUUGGUGGCUUCGGAGGAGUCAGUUCCCCAGCAUUGCGCGUGGACUCCAAUGGGCCACCAUUAUCGCCAGCUAAGAUAUCCAUGUACUUAGUUCUGACCGUGACGCUAUCAUCACAGUUAUGGACGCAAAUAAGAGACACAAUGAGAAGCUGUAGAGCUUCUUGGGAUCAAGUGUCGAUGACCGCCGACCGAGAAGUAACCUUAGGUCCGGCGUGGGAUAUGGCGAUGAAGAGGACGAGUAGAUUAUCACGGGCCAUAGAGGUCAUCCAAGACGCGUUGUGACAAUAGCCGCGUCAUCACACUACUAAAAUGUAUAAAGCAUAG
Xylaria bambusicola is the source of this 1566-nucleotide messenger RNA. RefSeq lists its product as uncharacterized. NCBI's taxonomy places the organism in Eukaryota, Fungi, Ascomycota, Sordariomycetes, Xylariales, Xylariaceae. The record is from RefSeq and is a predicted model, not a curated record. Gene Ontology annotation, molecular function: zinc ion binding; DNA-binding transcription factor activity, RNA polymerase II-specific. Bases 217 to 1524 code for a protein of 435 amino acids. Gene Ontology annotation, biological process: regulation of DNA-templated transcription. The transcript has 3 exons.